AUGCGUACUAAUUUACGAAUCACUGGUAGUGUUGAUCAAUUCGUCGAUCUGAGGGUUACAAUAGCACACAUCCCAAGACAAGCGAUUUGCAAACCAAACCCGACGGCUCGUUCCGUACCGGUGAUAUAUUCCUACAACAUCCCACGCGACUGGGUUUAUACAAAUGCAUCGGUCGCAUGACGGAUGAAAUCAAGAUCCGACCGGUAGGCCAUGAAAACGUGGCGCUUCACGCACCGACUUACGAGGAUGUAGCUAUGGCUCCGGGUGCGGGGGUGUUGGAGGAAGCAGUUUUAUUUGGGAGUGGUCGUCCUGAGGCGGGGAUUCUGCUUUUUGUGAAAGCGGGAUGUGAUGUGGAUCGCGAGGGGCUUGUGGACAGUGUUUGGGAGGCUUUGGAGCGGGAGUUUGAGGAGGGAAGAGUGCCCGUUAAGGUGAGGAAGGAGAUGCUGGUUGUUGUUUGUGGGGGGGUGGUACCGCGGACGACGAAGGGAAAUUUUGUGCGUUCGGAGAUUUAUAUUGAGUUUGAGGAGGAUAUUAAUGAGGCUUAUACUCUCGUGUAA
Molecule: messenger RNA, 557 nt
Organism: Hymenoscyphus albidus
Lineage: Eukaryota; Fungi; Ascomycota; Leotiomycetes; Helotiales; Helotiaceae
Source: the annotation of a GenBank genome assembly